This is a messenger RNA of Cotesia congregata, 927 nucleotides long. The record is from the annotation of a GenBank genome assembly. Lineage: Eukaryota; Metazoa; Arthropoda; Insecta; Hymenoptera; Braconidae.
AUGGAGCGAUUGUGUCCGCUAUGCCAAAAAACGGGGGUGGUCAGUAGAUUAUCUAAUUACCCCUUAAAUGAGAGUGAAGAUAUUGAGAUGUGCGAAAACGAAAAGUGUGUAUGGCCGUUUGGCUACGAGGCAUUUAAAUUUAUCCCCAAAAUCGACGAGGACCUCAAAGAAAUAAUGGAAGCAAGUAAAAACCUUCCUGUCAUACCCAUCUCUACAGAAUUAUCACUAUAUACCCCGCCAGUGACGCCGGUGGACAACCAGGAGGCAAAAACAGACGUCAAAGGUUUGACAAAUUUAAAAUACCCUGAAUUCGCUGAUGAGAAUUCAGAUUUUGAUAAAGUUUUUAAAACUCCAGGUAUCACGGACUCGUACGCAUCACCGGCGACUAUCACCAAAGACAUCCAAGUGUUGGGCAGUCCUUCUCCAAGUAUCUUUGACAUCGACUCGCCGGAAAAAAAUCUAACAUCACGUUCGAUCCAAGGCUGUGAUAAAAAACUAGUAUUUAAAAGCAAUUUCCCAGGAACUGGUGCGAGGAAAAAGUCCCUGCCCACUGUAACGAACACUGAGACAGUUACCUCAAUGAGGAUACUGAAAAGAUUACCUAUGAAAAAAGUGGUACUGAAAAAAGUAAUUAAGCCAGUUAUUAAUAAUGUAAAUAAAAAUAUGUCAACGGUGCCUUUUAAUCACGGGAAUAGUUUAGAACUGCCAAACAUUGUCUCGGUCUCGGAGAGUAAGUUAGACGCGGAAGAGCUUGAGGUGAAGGCUGAGAAUAAAGAUCAGAAUUUCACCCUUGACUUGCAGGAUAUUUCUUUUGAUGAGAGUUUUAUCAAGCAGGAUAAUUUCGAAAGUAUUAUACCCGAGCUUGACUCUGGUGACUUAAACCAGCAGAUGGACGUUGAUGAUUGGUUAAACUCGUUAAUCUUGUAA